Messenger RNA from Funneliformis mosseae, 1152 nucleotides. The record is from the annotation of a GenBank genome assembly. NCBI's taxonomy places the organism in Eukaryota, Fungi, Glomeromycota, Glomeromycetes, Glomerales, Glomeraceae.
AUGUCAAAUGAAACAACAUUUAGGCCAAAAGCAAGAUAUGCGCAUACAUCAACGUCAGUGGGAAAAAAACUAUUUUUCUUUGGAGGAUUGAUUCGAUUAGAAUUAAAUGCAUCAAUGAUCAUGCCAACAAAUGAUGUCUUUUACUUGGAAUUAUCACAACCAUUUAAUACAAUGUCACCACCUUGGAUAAAUUUAAGCGAUGUUUCGCCUCUACCGGUUAGGUUAUCGUGGGCAACGUCAUCAUAUGGAGGUGCAAAUAAUCGUAUGAUCUUUAUUUUUGGAGGUACAAUGCAAGCUGUUGAACCGGCGCAAGAUUUAGGUUCUAAUGCCUUACUUCCCGACUUUAAAAAUUUGGUUUAUUCUUUUGAUACUCAAUCAUUUCAGUGGUCUAUACCAAUUAUUUCUGGUGAUGCACCUAAUAGAAGAAGGGAAUUAUCUGCUGUUACUAAUGAUCGAGGAAAAAUCCAUUUUUUUGGUGGUAAAGCUGAUAGGUUCACGGGAUCUUCCAUUGAUGGCGAUUUCAAUGAAAUGAAUGUGUUAGAUAGUUUAACGUUAAAUUGGGAGUUGGGAACGUUGGACGGUGCUCCUACCCCAAGGGAUGGUCACACUGCUACGAUCUUAAACAAUGGUUUAAUCGUAUUCAUCGGUGGAAGAGAAAUGGCUGGAUCUGAUAACAAUUUGAGUCUUGUAAAUAUGAGAUCGAUCGAUGUGUAUGAUACGAAGAGUGCAGAAUGGUAUUUCAUACAAGCCGCAGGUCCAUUAGUAGAAGGGAGAAUUCUUCACUCUGCAGUAUUAAUGCAGGAUAAUAGAAUAAUCGUCUAUGGAGGAGUAAACAGUGAAAAUGGCACUUCUUCUAGUCCAGUACUUGUAGUAUUAGAUACAAGACCACAACCUUAUUUAUGGAGCAUACCGAAAAUUUCCGCCACAAUAUUUCCUCCUCCUCUUAUCACUCAUACCGCCGCAUUGGUUGGAGACUAUAUGCUCGUUGCAUUUGGAAUUAUAAUAGGAGCAUCGAUUGGAGGAGCUUUAUUUUUGGUGGCGUUAGGAUUUGGUAUUAAAUUAAUUUAUAAAUGGCAAAGAAUUAGAAGGAAUAGGGUUCAUAGAUCAAGUUUGCCUAUACCCGUUAGUGGCAAUAGAUAUCAUAUUAGAUAG